UAAUUCAAGGGAGAGUUCUAAAGGCAUUAUAAAAGGCUAAAAAUGUCUGACUAUGAUAAUACCGAAAAUGGAGACAAGUCAUCUAAAGAAGACGCUGAUGAAUCUAAUCAAAGUAAGGAUCCUGAAGUAAAGACAAAACAAAACAAAGCCUCACAGACACCAGACAUCAUCGAGUUGAGUAAUGAACCUUCAUCCGAGGAAGGGAAAACAAGAAAAGCCGGAGGCGGUUCAGAACCAGAAACUGAAACCACAGAAGACGAAGAGCUCGAACUGAUUGAAGUAACCAAUGUUAAACUAUUAAGGGAACUCCAGGAGCUACGUGACUUGUACCCAGAUUUCGUAAAAAAUCGCGAACCCGACCAAACAAUAGAUGAAAUCAGGGGUUCCAAGACCACAGGAACCAGUAAAUCGCACAUAGAUGAAGUCAAAAGUGAUUCGGAUGGGGAUAGUGACCUAUCACUCCGGGACACGGGCACCAACACCAAGUUCCGUGGAAUAAAUCGAAGAAGCGAAUCUAAAGAUACUAGGCCAUCUGAAAAGACAGCAUCAGCUGUGAGUCCAAAUAAACCCUUGAAAUUUCUAUUAGAGCAGUCUGCUCCUGUGAUCCCUGGACAACCGCAGAACAUUCAUGCACGUCGACUCGUAAAAAUAGGCAGUAGAAAUAAAAAAUCAAGAAGUAUGGGAAUCAACACGGCAGUUAGCAUAAAGCCCGAAAAAAUGCUACCUCGCAUCUCAGAGUCUAAAGACUCCAGUGAACACACUGAUGAAGACCCGGAGGAUGUGGAAAAAAAUACAGGGAAACUGAAAAGGUCCCGAAAGUCGCGACAUUCGAAAAAGCCGCCUAAAAAGACAGUUCUGGUGACCUUAGUUGAACCCGACGAUCAGCCCAUAGACAUAGGUAUAGAAGAUAGUGGAGUCCGAAAUAUGGGAGUUAACACAAAAUCUCUUUCAAAAAUGAUAAUGCCACCCGUUUCCGAGGCUUACAAGCACUUCAAUGACAAGCAUAGAGAUAUAGGAACUCUCAUAGAUGCACGUUUCAAGCCCACUGACGAUGGUACCGUCGUGGACUUUAUGAAACCAAUUUUAGAUAAGUCAGACAAAGGGAACGAUAAUAUUGUGAGGUCGCAACCGGAGAUAGAUCCUUAUAAGAUUCAUGAGAGAGGUAAUGGACGAGCUUACUACCCCGGCUGUGAAUAUCAUUUUCCGGGCAAAAGCCAUUGGCGUCGUCUCUUCCAGAAGAACCGUCUUCCCUAUCAAUCACUACGAUGUUGUGACUGGGUUUUCACAUUUUUCUAUGCCGUGUUAUAUGUUUUAUUCAUUUUAGUUUUUUCCAUGGCCUGGGUUGAUAUCAUUACCAAUGACCAGUUCAAGGCCAGGCCAAUUAGCAAGAAGACUCAGCCGAUUAUAAGCUUCGCUCCGGUCGGGAGUCAUCCUCAUAUCAGAACAAUCUCCUUUAAUCCUCGUAACAACUCUGAUGUCUCUGAAAAGUUUGCACUCAUAAUGAGAUUUUUACAAAAAUACAAUUACGAGAAUUCUGGAAAGGAAUCCCGCUUUGGAGUCUGUACACCCAGCAACAAGUUUGGCUAUUCCACCGGUCAGCCUUGUGUCUUCCUUAAAGCAAAUCGCGUCAUUGGUUUCAAAACAGAACCGUAUACACACAUCGAUGAGGUGUCUCAGAGAGGCAACAUCAGCAAUAAGGAUUAUUUAGAUUUAAAGAAUCUAUUGGAGAAUAAUAGUGCUUCGGAGGUUGAUCGACAGAAUCGUACCUGGAUCACCUGCAAUACGGGUCAGCACAAGGAUAUCGAGAUUGUGUUUCAUCCAGAGCCAGCCUUCAGAACUGAAUACACUGAUAUUGGUGAGGAAACGAUUGUGCAUGAAGCGGUUACAGCUAAAAGGAGGGCAUUGUUUGGACCUGAAGAUCUGAAUCGUAUAGUGGCUCUGGAGAUCAAAAAUCUAAAGGCAAAUGAGAAAGUUCAGGUUAGAUGCAAGCUGUGGGCUCAUAAUAUCCGUCAAGAAAAAGAGGAUCAGGGUCAAAUCGUGUUUUAUGUGGUCUUAUUGGGUGAUCCACCGGGUAAAAGCACUGAGAAUGUUACUAGACAUCAUGAUGAUUCAUUGUAA
Drosophila serrata is the source of this 2118-nucleotide messenger RNA. RefSeq lists its product as uncharacterized. Gene Ontology annotation, molecular function: ATPase activator activity. Lineage: Eukaryota; Metazoa; Arthropoda; Insecta; Diptera; Drosophilidae. Gene Ontology annotation, cellular component: sodium:potassium-exchanging ATPase complex. Gene Ontology annotation, biological process: intracellular sodium ion homeostasis; intracellular potassium ion homeostasis; sodium ion export across plasma membrane. The record is from RefSeq and is a predicted model, not a curated record.